GUCCUAUUUUAGCUUGUGAUUGGCAGCCAGAAAGUGAAACUGAAAACGAUUUGGUUAAAUCAGUGCUCUAUAAAACAAAGCCGAACAAGAAGGAAAGGACUACUAAACAGCUUAAGAAUAAUUUCACCCACCGCUUCACGUGAGAUUGUCAAGAAACAAGCUGGUUUUUACCCCUCAAAAAUCUGUUCUGAACACAAGUCGAAGAUAAGAACAGUCUGAUAAGAAUAGACAAUCCAGAGCAAGAAGUAGGUAAGAUGAUUACUAUAAAUAGUAAACUUGGUACAAAAGAGGAAAUAUCUUCUCUCGCUACCAAACUUCGCUCAGUUCCUGAUGAUAAAGAUAAAAUAGUGUGCCCAGAUGUGAUAAAGAAGCUGAAACAAACUGAUUUUUACAGUGUGGUUGUUGAUUUGUAUAAGAGUAAUGAGGAGUUGCAAUUUAGGAGGGAUGCAACUUUCUUAUUGAGAAGGGUCGGAUCCUACGGUGAUAAGGAAGAUUUAAAGGAGCUAGUUCAUAGAGGUAUAGUGAGGCUCAUCCUUACAGAUUGUGUUCACUCAACAGAUGCAGAUAUCAUAAUAAACAUAGUGACAGUCUUAAGAGAUGUAUCUUCCGAACAUAACAAGGUUCUUUUGUCAGACAUUGCUGAGGAAGGUCUUUAUGAUAAAAUGAUAUACCUGCUGGAGACCUGGAAAAGAAACGAUGAUAUAGCUGGGAGAAUACUUUUCAUGAUCAACACGAUAAGUAUUUAUGAGAUGUCAUUAGGUGAAGAUAUUGUUUCCUUAAACCAGCCUAGAUUGGUUGAUAUGCUGAGAAAUAAACAUCAACUUCUUAGAGAAAUAAUAAGUUCGGACACCAGCUGUAAAGUAACCGCUGCGAUACUGUUAAAUAAAUACCUGGACAGUAUUAAGGAAAGUGAGAUAUUACAACUGUUAAUACCACCGACAAAUGAAAUGUUCACUGAGGGAGGUAUUGUUAAGUUAGCUAGUAACAUAAGAGCGAUACCUGAUGAAGAAGAAGAAUUUGGAAAACAAGUAAUCAAAGAGGUUGUUUCAGCUGACUUUAUCAGAAAGUUUAGCGAAAAGUACGACAGUAAUACUGAGGAGGUGUAUCGUAGAAACCUGACAUAUGUGAUGGCAAUAGUAGCUUCUAUAGGAGAUAAAGCUGUAAUAAGCUCACUGGUUAAAAGUGGUGUUAUAAAAACUUUGAUAACAACAUUUGAACAUUGCACUGACAGUGAGGUUAUGUGCAAUAUAUCAUAUAUUCUCGAGAACAUUGCAUUUGAUAACGGUGAACACGCACAUGUUGACCACCUUGUUGAGGAGGGAGUUCUAAGCCUUAUAUCUAAACUACUACAGAAGUGGAGUAAAGAUGACAAUGUGAUGGUUAGGUUACUUUACACUUUACAGACAAUUACCUGUUAUAAGCAGGAUAUCAAGGAGUUAGCAAACAGUACAGAGUACGGAAAUAUAGCUCUACUCCUACAAGAGUUAUUAGAAACAGCUUCCUGUGACAGUGUUAUUGUGCAGACUAUUGAUGCGAUCAGGAGUUUAGUACUGUGGACUGAUGUACUUCACACAGUGUUUCUACACGCAAGCUUCUUUACCACAGCUUUCCGACACCUGCAAUCAACUAAGCUAAGCAGUGAUAGUAAGCAGUACCUACUGUGUGAUAUUAUAUGUACAUUAGCAAACAACAAUACUGAUACUAUAAAAGAUCUGCUGAUUCCUUACUCUCAACCACUGAAAGAAUUUGCAAAGACGGGGAGUGAUAGUGGGUUAAGUGUAAAUGCUGCAAUACUUCUAUUCAAAUACCUGGACAGUAUUGAGGAAACUGAGCUAUUACAACUGUUAAUACCACCGACAGAUGAAAUGUUCACUGAGGAAGGUAUUGUAAAGCUAGCCAGUAACAUAAGAGCAAUACCUUAUGAAGAAGAAGAAUUGGGAAAACAAAUAAUCGGAAAGGUUGUUUCAGCUGACUUUAUCAGCAAGUUUAGUGAAAAGUACGACAGUAAUACUGAGGAGGUGUAUCGUAGAAACCUGACAUAUGUGCUUGUAAGAGUAACUUCUCUAGGAGGUAAAGCUGUAAUAAGCUCACUGGUUAAAAGUGGUGUUAUAAAAACUUUGAUAACAACAUUUGAACAUUGCAAUGACAGUGAGGUUAUGUGCAAUAUAUCAUAUUCUCUAGAGAACAUUGCAUAUGAUAACGGGGAUUCCACAAAUGUUGACCACCUUGUUGAGGAGGGAGUUCUAAGCGUUAUAUCUAAACUACUACAGAAGUGGAGUAAUUGUAAAGACGACACUGUGAUGGUUAGGUUACUUUUCACUUUACAGAACAUUACCGGUUAUAGUGAAGAUAUCAAGGAGUUAAUAGCAAACAGUACAGAGUACGAAAACAUAGCUCUACUCCUACAAGAGGUAUUAGAAACAGCUUCCAGUGACAGUGUUCUUGUGCAGACUAUUAAUGCGAUCAGGAGUUUAGUACUGUGGUCUGAUGUACUUCACACAGUGUUUCUACACGCAAGCUUCUUUACCACAGCUUUCCGACACCUGCAAUCAACUGCACUAAACACUGAUUAUAGUAAGCAGUACCUACUGUGUGAUAUUAUAUGUACAUUAGCGAACAAGAAUACUGAUAAUAUAAAAGAUCUGCUGAUUCCUUACUCUCAACUACUGAAAGAAUUUGCAAAGACGGGGAGUGAUAGUGGGUUAAGUGUAAAUGCUGCAAUACUUCUAUUCAAAUACCUGGACAGUAUUGAGGAAACUGAGCUAUUACAACUGUUAAUACCACCGACAGAUGAAAUGUUCACUGAGGAAGGUAUCGUAAAGCUAGCCAGUAACAUAAGAGCAAUACCUUAUGAAGAAGAAGAAUUGGGAAAACAAGUAAUCAGAAAGUUUGUUUCAGCUGACUUUAUCAGCAAGUUUAGUGAAAAGUACGACAGUAAUACUGAGGAGGUGUAUCGUAGAAACCUGACAUAUGUGCUUGAAAGAGUAACUUCUCUAGAAGAUAAAGCUGUAAUAAGCUCACUGGUUAAAAGUGGUGUUAUAAAGCAUUUGAUAACAACAUGUGAAUAUUGCACUGACAGUGAGGUUAUGUGUAAUAUAUCAGAUACUCUGCAGUAUAUUGCAUAUGAUAACGGGGAUGAACACGCACAUGUUGACCACCUUGUUGAGGAGGGAGUUCUAAGCCUUAUAUCUAAACUACUACAGAAGUGGAGUAAAGAUGACACUGUGAUGGUUAGGUUAUUUUGCAUUUUACGAUCCAUUACCUGUCUGCAUAGGCAGGAUAUCAAGGAGUUAAUAGCUAACAGCACAGAGCACGGGAAUAUACCUCUACUCCUACAAGAGUUAUUAGAAACAGCUUCCAGUGACAGUGUUAUUGCGCAGACUAUUGAUGCGAUCAUGUGUUUAGUACUGUGGACUGAUAUACAUCACACAGUGUUUCUACACGCAAGCUUCUUCACCACAGCUUUCCGACACCUGCAAUCAACUACCCUAAACAGUGAUAGUAAGCAGUUAUUACUGUGUGAUAUCAUAUGUACAUUAGCAAACAAGAAUACUGAUAAUAUGAAAGAUCUGCUGAUUCCUUACUCUCGACCACUUAAAGAAUUUGCCAAGACGGGGAGUGAUAGUUUGUUAAGUGUUAAUGCUACAAUACUGUUAAAUAAAUACCUGGGCAGUAUUGAGGAAAGUGAGCUUUAAAUGAAUCUGCGAUUUUGACAUCCUGAGUAGAUAGCCCCUUUGUAUUAUUAGUUAGUGAGUUAGUUAGUAUUACAUUUAGUG
Bolinopsis microptera is the source of this 3776-nucleotide messenger RNA. RefSeq lists its product as uncharacterized. Gene Ontology annotation, biological process: NLS-bearing protein import into nucleus. The transcript is spliced from 4 exons. Lineage: Eukaryota; Metazoa; Ctenophora; Tentaculata; Lobata; Bolinopsidae. The coding region runs from base 255 to 3695 and encodes 1146 amino acids. Gene Ontology annotation, cellular component: nucleus. The record is from RefSeq and is a predicted model, not a curated record. Gene Ontology annotation, molecular function: protein binding; nuclear import signal receptor activity.